Messenger RNA from Polypterus senegalus (gray bichir), 1436 nucleotides. RefSeq names its product U6 snRNA biogenesis 1 (gene usb1). NCBI's taxonomy places the organism in Eukaryota, Metazoa, Chordata, Cladistia, Polypteriformes, Polypteridae. The coding region runs from base 300 to 1172 and encodes 290 amino acids. Gene Ontology annotation, biological process: U6 snRNA 3'-end processing. The record is from RefSeq and is a predicted model, not a curated record. The transcript has 7 exons. Gene Ontology annotation, molecular function: 3'-5'-RNA exonuclease activity. Gene Ontology annotation, cellular component: nucleus.
GCAGCGCAUGUGCACUCGUCGUUAAGCGAGCGGAUUCAGGAACGCGAAAGAAAAGUGCGAAUUGUCCUUUCUGCCUUUGAUGUACGACAGUAAUGGACUGGACUUCCUUCUGUCCAUUGUGGGCUAAACAAACCCCAGAGCAGUCUGAUGACACUAAUGCACCGAGCUGUGACAUUUCACUACCGUCUGCCUAAUGUUAGAAACCGAGGCGGAACUGCCAAUCUGCAUGCCCUGGUCCGGCCGGAGCGCAGGUGGUGGUGCACACGUACGGCUGGUCCGAGCGCUCCCGGCUUUUGGCGAUGCUCGUCAACUACAGCAGCUCUGAGGACGAGGAAAGCGAUGGUGGCAGGAAGCGGAGACGGAGCGGAGACGAGGCGGAGGAGGCUGCGUGCAGUAAGCGCGGUAAACCUGGGACGAGAAAUGACCAAACUGGUGACUUGAAGAAGCAGCCGAGCAGAACAAAUGAAAGUGGGACCACUUGUCAAGGCUCGCCUCACAUCCUGCCAGUGCCCACCAGCAUACUGGAGAUGUUUCAGGAGGACAGCGUGGAGCAGGCGUAUAGUCACAGUUCCAGGCACGGUGGACGCAUCCGUUCUUUCCGACACGAGCGAGGAAACUGGGCGACGUACGUCUACUUGCCGUACUUGGCUGAGAGUGACUUUGAAGAGCUAGCGGACCGACUGAUCUCGGCGGCCGGGGCUCAUGGGAUUUCUCUUACCAGAAUGGCGGACUUUCACAUCAGCCUCUCUCAGACGGUGGUUCUGCGCCAUCACUGGAUUGAGCCCUUUGUCCUCUCCCUGAAGGAGGCCCUGGCACCGUUCAGCAGGUUCCUUUGUGUUGCUGACAGGCUAAACGUGUACGCCAACCAGGAAAAGACGAGGACGUUCCUUGGACUGGAGGUCACACUCGGGCAGGACGAGCUCGUGCAUUUGGUUGGAGCCGUUGACAAAACCCUGGAGGCCUUCAGGCUGGCCACCUUCUAUCAGGACCCCUCAUUCCACGUUAGUCUCGCCUGGUGUGUCGGGGAUUACAAAGAGAGGCUUGAAGGCCUGUGCGCUCAGCUGCAGGGCAUCGUUCAUGAUUCAGAAGACGGUGGCGAGCUGACAAGAUUGUGGGCAGAGGACAUCCGCUGCAAAUCUGGGAACAAAGUCUUCUCCUUCCAGCUUCACUGAGACCAGCGUGCCCGCGUCUGUGCCGACUUGGCCAUCGUCGGGGUCUCCUGUUUCUUCUGACCGGCUGUGCGUGUGGAUUUAGGAGCCACGAGACAAAAUUCUUACUUUAUGUGGCACUAAGACGCACCAUGCGUGUGAGCUGGUAGGAGGAAGAGGAGGAGGUGGCACUCGCAAUCUAUGAAUGUUCCUGAAUUUUAUACAUUUAGGCCUCUUGAUGGAGUGCUUGUGCUUUUUAAGUAAUAAAAGAUUAUUGUGGCUUACUAA